UAUCUAACAUAACAUUUUCUCUUGAGCUUUUUUCUUUGCUUUCUUAGCUUUCGUUCUUUCUCUUUGUUGAAUUAAAGGGAGAGAACGAUUUUUAUUAUUUCUUUGCCUUCUUAUUCUUCAUUCUCAAUCAAUAAGUGAUAAUGGGAAACUGUGGUAGCAACCCUAAGACCGAUGAGGGACCUGAGCCAGUGCCUUUGCCUGCGCCGGUGCCGGUAACUGAGGAGGUUAAGGUUGAUCAUGCAGUGGAGGAAACACCAAUUGAAGAUAACAAGACCCUAAGCACUUUGCUUAAUGAGAAUGUGGAGGAGGCAAAGAAGUCAGAAGAAGUGAAACCUGAGGCUGAGGAAGUGGAGAUCAAACCUAAGAAUGAAGAACCUAAGAUUGAAGAGUUAAAGGUUCAAGAAGAGAAACCAAAAACAGAAGAGAAAAAGAUGGAGGCCUUUUUUGCCAAAAGAGAGGGCUAGUAUUAUUCAAAUAGAUAAAUUUUAAUGCUUUUCUGUUUAGUUUUCCAAAACAAUUUGGUUUAGAUGGUUUUGUGUAUGCAAUCAACAGUUUUAAUUUAGGGUUGUUGAUUUAUGUA
This is a messenger RNA of Vicia villosa (hairy vetch), 580 nucleotides long. RefSeq lists its product as uncharacterized. The transcript has 2 exons. Bases 141 to 464 code for a protein of 107 amino acids. NCBI's taxonomy places the organism in Eukaryota, Viridiplantae, Streptophyta, Magnoliopsida, Fabales, Fabaceae. The record is from RefSeq and is a predicted model, not a curated record.